Messenger RNA from Miniopterus natalensis, 4339 nucleotides. The record is from RefSeq and is a predicted model, not a curated record. Lineage: Eukaryota; Metazoa; Chordata; Mammalia; Chiroptera; Miniopteridae.
CUGGGCAGAUCCCUAGCUCCGGCUCUCUCCACACUGGCAGGAACAGAUCCCUUCAGGCCCGCCUUUCCAGUAUACUGAACUCCCUCCCUCCACCUGGCAUGCUCUGGGCACUGGGGCCUCCACGUGGAAGAAGCAUUCCAGUACCCAGGAAGACGGACUGUCAACGAGAUCAAGCGAAGAUUUCGGAAGACUUCUUCCUAGAGUCGAUUGGGAAGUUUGAAGAGGCACAAGAUACAGAUUUCUCAGGAAGGUCAGAAAGAAGCACACCGUUUCAGAACAGCACGAGAGGCCUGUGACAUUGGCGAUGGCCAGAGCCACCUGACCCCCCAGUGCGCUGAGAAAUGUGGGUCCUCAGGGGUCACAGCCCCCACCAGCUCCAGGCAGUGCUGCAGGUCAGGGCCCCGGGGCUCUGAGCAACCCACCCGGACACUCGCCGUGGCCUCGCUGCAGCCGCUGCUGCGACCCCUGCCGAUGAGGAUGUGUGCCCACGCUGCGGAGCUGCUCGCCGCCCUCGCCAUGGUGUUUGGGGCCGUGGUGGCAUUUGCACCCAUUCCGAGGAUCACCUGGGAGCACAGAGAGCUGCAGCUUAUGCAGUUUCACCAGCCGGGCAUCUUCAACUACUCAGUCCUGCUGCUGAGCGAGGACCAGAACACCCUGUACGUGGGCGCCCGGGAAGCAGUGUUUGCCUUGAAUGCACUCAACAUCUCCCAGAAGCAGCACGAGGCAUAUUGGAAGGUCUCAGAAGAUAAACAAGCAAAAUGCGCAGAAAAGGGGAAAUCAAAACAGACAGAGUGUCUGAACUACAUCCGAGUGCUACAGCCGCUCGGCACCACUGCCCUUUAUGUGUGUGGGACCAACGCCUUCCAGCCAGCCUGUGACCACCUGAACCUAACAUCCUUUCGGUUCCUGGGGAGAAACGAAGAUGGCAAGGGAAGGUGUCCCUUUGACCCUGCCCAAAGCUACACGUCUGUCAUGGUCGACGGAGAGCUCUAUUCCGGGACAUCGUAUAACUUCUUGGGAAGCGAGCCCAUCAUCUCCCGGAAUUCUUCCCACAGUCCCCUGAGAACGGAGUACGCGAUACCUUGGCUCAACGAGCCCAGCUUCGUCUACGCCGACGUGAUCCGAGAGAGCCCGGAGGCCGCCGCGGGCAGGGACGACAGAGUGUUGUUCUUCUUCACGGAGGUGUCUGUGGAGUACGAGUUCGUCUUCAAGCUGAUGGUCCCCCGGGUGGCGAGGGUGUGCAAGGGGGACCAGGGCGGCCUGAGGACCUUGCAGAAGAAGUGGACGUCCUUCCUGAAGGCCAGGCUGGUCUGCUCCAGGCCGGACAGCAGCCUCGUCUUCAACGUGCUGCGGGCUGUCUUCAUGCUCCGGGCCCCAGGCCUGAAGGAGCCGGUGUUCUACGGGGUCUUCACCCCACAGCUGAACAACGUGGGGCUGUCAGCCGUGUGUGCCUACAACCUAUCCGCGGCCGAGGCAGUGUUCUCCCGAGGGAAGUACAUGCAGAGUGCCAUCGUGGAGCAGUCCCACACCAAGUGGGUGCGCUACAAUGGGCCCGUGCCCACGCCGCGGCCCGGGGCGUGCAUCGACCGCGAGGCGCGGGCCGCCAACAUCUCCAGCUCCCUCAGCCUGCCGGACAAGACACUGCAGUUUGUCAAGGACCACCCUCUGAUGGACGACUCUGUGACCCCAAUAGACAACAGGCCCAGGCUGAUCAAAAGCGGCGUGAACUACACACAGAUCGUGGUGGACAGGACCCAGGCCCUGGACGGGACUGUCUACGACGUCAUGUUUGUCAGCACAGACAGGGGCGCCCUGCACAAGGCCGUCACCCUGGAGAAUGAUGUCCACAUCAUCGAGGAGACACAGCUCUUCCAGGACUUGGAGCCAGUGCAGACCCUCCUGCUGUCUUCCAAGCAGGGCAGAAGGUUCCUUUAUGCCGGUUCCAACUCGGGCGUGGUCCAGGCCCCCGUGGCCUUCUGUGGGAAGCAUAGCACCUGCCAGGACUGCGUAUUGGCCCGCGACCCCUACUGUGCCUGGAACCCAGCCACAGUGGCCUGUGUGGCCCUGCACCUGACCGACAGUGCCAGCAGGGGUCUGAUUCAGGACAUGAGCGGGGAUGCGUCCACCUGCCCCGAUAAAAUUCAGGGAAGUUUCCGGCAGCAUUUUUUCAAGCAUGGCAGCGCCGUGGAGCUCAAAUGCUCCCAAAAGUCCAACCUGGCGCGGGUGGUGUGGACGUUCCGGGACGGCGUGCUCAAGGCAGAGAGCCCCAAGUACAGCCUGGUGAGCGGGCAGAACCUGCUCAUCUUCAACCUGUCGCGGGGGGACACUGGGGUGUACCAGUGCCUGUCGGAGGAGAGGGUCAAGAACAGGACAGUCCUGCAGGUGGUGGCCAAACACGUCCUAGAGGUCAGGGAGGUCCCACGGACCCCGGGGACCUUCUCCUCUCCGGCCACCCGGACUGAAGGUGGGAGGAUCACACCCAAAGGGGCAGCGGGGCCCGUCCGAGGCUCCCUGCCCCAGACCCCGGCUGUGCGGCUCACCACAUCGUCCGGCCCGGUGCCCACCAGCACGUCCUGCGAACCAAAGGUCGUCAUCAACACAGUCCCCCAGGUGCAGUCGGAGAAGGCCACGUAUCUCACGUCCAGUGACAACCGCCUCCUCGUGUGCCUCUUCCUGCUCUUCUUUCUGCUCUGCCUCUGCCUCUUUUCCUACAACUGCUACAAGGGCUACCUGCCGGGGCCGUGCCUCCGGCUGCGCUCGGCCGUGCUGCCCGGGAAGAAGCGCCCCCCGCCGGGCUUCGACUGCGAGCAGAGCGUGAAGGAGACGCUGGUGGAGCAGGGCAGCGUCUCCCAGCAGAACGGAGGGCAGCCCAGGCCGGCGCCGGACACCGGCUACGAGACGGAGCCGGAUACCACGGCCAGCAGGGCGCCCACCGACAGGGAGGACUCGCAGAGGAUUGACGAGCUCCCGGGCAGGGACCGGCCCUUUGACGUCAAGUGCGAGCUGAAGUUCGCUGACUCGGACGCAGACGGUGACUGAGGCGUCGCCCGGAGAGGGCUUUGUGUUCCUGUGCAGUAGCCUCGUCCCGUGCGCGUAGGUAGCCGUCCUCCGCAGACCUCAGUUCUGUGUCUUUUCUCUUGGGUUGGACUCGUGACUCGGUUUCUCUUUGUCUUUUCGGAAAACAGCGAGCACCCCACCUGGGCUCCCUGGGUCGUGGGAGCACCGUAAGACGUGCCCGCGGGCAGGGGCGACCGCCGGACCGCCACGGGCCUGGAAGCAUAGCACCUGAGCAUCACCUCCUCAGAAAGCAGCCACUGAACGAUAAUUUAAUUCCAGAUUGGAAAGGACAUUUUAGUUUAUCAGAUUGGUAACUUACCGCCUGUUGUCCAGAUUGGCACCAAGCUUUCCUCCCACGUGAUUAUCUUUUAGGAUUUUGCUUUGAGUUGAAGUGUUAGGUCAUUUGUUUUUUAAGUUACUAAAGCAGAUGUUUUAAUGUUUAGAAGAUGUACAUCUUCUAGAUUUCAUUGUACAUUAGGGUAAGAUGCGGCUUACAUUGCUUAAGAUUCUCAGGGAUAAACUUACUUUGCUAAAUGCGUUCUUUCUGCUUUUAGAAAUGCAGACAACGCCGUCUCUUGAGCACACUGACUUUUUUUUAAAUUUUUAUUACUUGAGGGAAGCAUCAUUUUCAGAGAGAUUUCUUUCUGUACUCUUUCUUGUUUUAACUCUUGAAGAGGAGAAGGCAUGGAGGGCUGGCCCGUGACCACUGGCAGGGUUUUGAGCUAGGGAUGGUGGCCACCCGGGGAGAGCCGGGCUGGCCCAGAGCCGAGAGGCCAGCGUUUCACGGCCCGUUGCCCUUUGCCCCCGGUCCCAGCCUCCUGCCCAGGCAGCCUGGUCCCUGAACACCUCCGACCUCUUUUGCUGCCAUGUGACACCUCGUACCCACCCAGACUUCCCGCCUGGCUGACCUGAGCCGUCCACAGCUAGAAGAGAGCCAGCGGCGGGAGGGACGGGCGUGCCCACAGCUGCCCGCAGACACCGCCGUGCGUUCCCGUGUGGCCUGGCACGUCUUUAAGGGGUGACGGCAGUGCCCUGAACAUCGUCGACCUCGCUCCCCCUCCCGCUGUCCAGACGCCCCAUAAGAGGAGACAUUUUUCCGUGGCAAAGAGCAAUAAGCUGGGUUUUCGUGUGCCUGUGUGGAGUCUCUUCUUCCAGCAUGAUCGGAGUCCACUGUUUCGGUGUAAACAUUUGUGUUUUAUAAGAUUUACUUUAUUUUUAUUUUUCUACUUUGAAUUGUAUACAUUUGAAAAGUAACCGAAUAAAUGAGAAGCUUGUAUCCUAA